This is a messenger RNA of Neohortaea acidophila, 1602 nucleotides long. Its product is annotated as putative MFS sugar transporter. The transcript is spliced from 11 exons. The record is from RefSeq and is a predicted model, not a curated record. Gene Ontology annotation, molecular function: carbohydrate:proton symporter activity. The coding region runs from base 1 to 1602 and encodes 533 amino acids. NCBI's taxonomy places the organism in Eukaryota, Fungi, Ascomycota, Dothideomycetes, Mycosphaerellales, Teratosphaeriaceae. Gene Ontology annotation, biological process: carbohydrate transport; transmembrane transport. Gene Ontology annotation, cellular component: membrane.
AUGGCGCUGUUGAAAUACGACAUCUUCGGCAGGGGGCUCAAGCUCCAGAUUGCCAUUACUCUGACGUGUCAGAUUGCCUUUAUCUUCUUCGGCUACGACCAAGGCGUCUUCUCCGGCAUCGUCACCAACACCAACUGGAAGCAAACCUUUAGCAACCCGACGUCCAGCAUCGAGGGCAUCAUCGUGUCCAUUUACAACCUGGGCGCCUUUGCCGGAUGCAUCCUCACCUUCGUCUGGGGCGAGAAGUGUGGGCGGAGGCUGUGUAUGUGGAUUGCCAUGGGCUGGAUUCUGGUCGGAGCGGCACUACAGGCCUCUUCGUACUCUCGUGCGCAGAUUCUCGUUGCGCGGUUCGUCACUGGAAUCGGUACAGGCAUUGAGACUUCCACUGUCCCAAUGUACCAAUCCGAACUAUGCGACGCAGAUAAACGCGGCCGCCUAGUCUCGUCGGAGCCCUUGUUCGUCGGCGUCGGUAUCGUGCUCUCCUACUUCUUCGACUACGGCAUGCGCUCUGUAGGCGGCGAGGUGGCCUGGAGAGUACCGAUUGCCUGCCAAACGUUCUUCUGCUUCAUCGUCAUUUUCUUGGUGUUUGGCAUUCCGGAAAGUCCCAGGUGGCUUUAUGCUCAUGGGAAAGAAGAUGAGGCUUUGCAAGUGUUGUGUGAUGUUUGGGAUGCGCCGCCAGAGAAUGAGAAAGUCAACAAGAUGCACACCGAGAUUCUGGCGGCUCUGGAUCUGGAGCGUCGCACUGGAGAGUAUCGAUGGCGCGAUCUGUUCAAGCGUGACGAGGUUCAGACCGGCCGUCGAGUCUUGCUUGCAUAUGGCAUGCAAUUCAUGAAUCAAAUGGGUGGCAUUAACCUUGUCGUGUACUACGUUCCUUCAGCUCUUCAGUACAACGUCGGCCUAUCGCCCAAUCUGUCGCUGGUGCUCGGCGGCUGCGUCCAAACGAUGUUCUUCUUCGGCUCACUCAUCCCAACCUUCUUCCUCGACCGCAUGGGCCGCCGCAAACCAAUGAUGUGGGGCAGUCUCGGCCUGGCGAUCAGCAUGAUGUUGAUCUCAGUCCUGCUGAGCUUCAAGUUCAAGCCCAACGAAUACUCGCACGAGACGGGCGUGAAGACUGCUACGGCUUCUGUCGCCUUCUUCUUCGUGUACAUGCUGAUCUUUGGCUCGACGGCCAAUUGCAUCCCGUGGGUAUACGUGCCGGAGAUUUUGCCGCUGCAUGUCCGAGCGAAGGGAACCGCGGUGGGCAUUUCAGCGAACUGGCUAUGGAACUUUGUGGUUGUGAUGAUUACGCCUACCCUCAUCAACAACCUGCAAUGGAAAGCCUACCUCAUCUUCAUGUGCCUCAAUCUAUCCUUCAUUCCCCUCGUCUACUUCUGCUACCCCGAAACAUCCAAUCUCACCCUUGAGGAGGUCGACUUCCUCUUCACCAAGGAAGGAAACACUGGCCUUAGGAAGUUCACGCGACGAUCGCAGCCUGUGCUGGAGAGCCUCAAGCCUGUUGCAGAGAUUGAGGCCGAUAUUGAGAAGCAUGGCGAUAUUGCGUUUGAGAGGGAGCAUGUGGAGGUCCGGGAUGAAAAGCAUUCCGAGGAUGAAAAGAGUGGUUAG